AUGAGAUUCAUUCUAUCAUUAUUAUUAAGUUUGUUUUGCUUGUUUAGUUUAAGUACUGCUCAAACUAUAAAUAUAACACCCUAUGCCAAAGGUAGUGGUAGUGCACCAGAAGGAUUAGGUUACAGUUUCCCACUUGGAGAAUGCUUGGAGUUUGAAUCUGAUUUGGACGUUCAAUUGCUGUGGACCGAUUUGAAUCAAGACAAUAUUACACUGACCUAUUACUCUCAGGGCUGCAAGAGUGUCGGCCAACAAUAUGUAUUUGCUCUCAAUAGUUUGGUUGAAGAUUUCUCACUUAAAUAUGUUUAUCUACCACAAUCGGUAGUGUUCUCAACUGAGAAUAAUAUGCCUGCUAAAGCAAUUCAAUUUUACACCUAUUACACCGAAACCAAUACCUGUACGGGCACAUCAUUCCUUCAGUACUACACCAAUGGCUACAAAGAACCUUCAGGUACCAAUUUCCAAUGUCUCGGUGGUGGAAAAGCACAAGUUGUUACUUGUUAUGGUGGUAACUGUAUUCCAACAGUAUACACCACUAAUCAAUGUAAUACAGAUGAGAAUCCCCCUUACACAGUUAAAUGUUAA
Heterostelium album PN500 is the source of this 582-nucleotide messenger RNA. Its product is annotated as DUF3430 domain-containing protein. The record is from RefSeq and is a predicted model, not a curated record. Bases 1 to 582 code for a protein of 193 amino acids. The transcript has a single exon. Lineage: Eukaryota; Evosea; Eumycetozoa; Acytosteliales; Acytosteliaceae.